Adineta ricciae is the source of this 567-nucleotide messenger RNA. Lineage: Eukaryota; Metazoa; Rotifera; Eurotatoria; Adinetida; Adinetidae. The record is from the annotation of a GenBank genome assembly.
AUGAGGAAUACCUUGCACCAUCAUCUAAUUUUAGUAUAUUUUUAUCGGAUAAAUAUCGACAUGGCUGAGAACGCUGCUAACGCUAUGGAUGAUCAUGGUGAUGAUGAUUUUCAAACCGGUGAUGCUGGAGCGUCGUCCACUUAUCCACAGCAGUGCUCAGCUUUACGUAAAAAUGGCUACGUCAUGUUAAAAAGUCGUCCGUGUAAAAUUAUGGAAAUGUCAACAUCAAAAACAGGCAAACAUGGACAUGCUAAAGUUCAUCUUAUUGGUAUUGAUAUUUUUACAGGCAAAAGAUAUGAAGAUAUCUGUCCAUCAACCCAUAAUAUGGACGUACCGAAUGUUAAACGCGUUGAAUAUUCAGUCAUCGAUAUCGAUAAUGACGGUUACGUUUCGCUUAUGGAUGACAGUUCCGACACUCGUAGCGACAUUAAAUUACCCGAAGGUGAUUUAGGUCAAGAAAUUCGAACCAAAUUCGAGAAUGGUGAUGGAGUGAAAGUCACCGUGCUUCAAGCACUUGGCGAAGAAGCCAUAAUUACUUGCAAACUUGAAAAUGACCCAAAAAAAUAA